AUGCCUGGGCUGCCCAUGAGCGUGGCCCAGUGCCAGAAGCGCUUCAAGAUGCUGCAGUCGCGGCAGGCCACCAGGAGCCAGAUCACGGCCCUUGAGGACAAGGCGCAGCAGGUGUUCGCAUCGCUGACUCAGCGCACCCUGAGGCUCAAGCAGGAGCUGAUGCGGCUGGCCAAGGCGCGCCGCUUCAGCAAGAAGCAUCCGCAGAGGGAGGAGGUGCUGGACCAGGUGGCGCGCCAGACCGUGCAGCAGGUGCUGGACGCGCAGCAGCAGCAGCAGCGUGAGGAGCUUGCUGAGGUGGGGGCUGAGGAGGAGCAAAGAGGCGGGGCCGGCCUGCAGCAGCAGCAGCAGCAGCAGCAGCAGCCAGCCAAGGCGCUGACGCCUGCGAGCGGCGGGAUUGACGUCGCUCUAGUGGGGCCCCUGGAGCUGUCCGCGGGCGGCGAGAUCAUACUGCUGCCCGGCCCGGAUGAGCUGCCGCUGAUGAAUGAGAUCCGCGACGCCAUCGCUCACAUGGAGGGCUUCCGCAGCGGUAGGCCAGGCGGCGACAGCGGCCGGCCCGGCAGCUCGCGGCGGGAGCGGGGCCUUGCGCCUGAGGGUGAGCGGCGGCGGCGCAGGCGGCAGAAGCGGGCUGCGGGCCAGAACGACGGCGCACCGGCUGCGGAUGAGAUGCGCGACAGCGACGAGGAGAGCGGGGGCGAUGGCCAGGGCGUCCGUGGCGGCGGCGGCGGGACGAGCGACACCGACUGGGGCGCGGCGCCGCUGCGGCGCCGGCGGCGCGGCUCGCCGGUGCAGCGCUUCCCGGACUUCCGGACCGUCGCGCAGCUGGUGGCCUCCUGGCGCUGCCACACGCCCAUCGCGGCCCGCGGCGACGCCGUGCCACAGCACGCUGCGACGGCAGACGCGGCGACCCCGGGGGUUGGCGGCGAGGCGCUGCUCGGCGAGCGCGCCGCCGCGGAGGCCGCCGCGGCGGCCCCAUCUGCGGGCGCGCUCGCGGCCGCCGCGGCGGAGGGCGACGCGGCGCCGCCGCUGCCCGUAAUCGUCGCCAUGCGGCUCAUCCAGUUGCGGACGCGUUCCGCUGGCUGCGCGCUCUUGGGUGGCUGA
Molecule: messenger RNA, 1098 nt
Organism: Monoraphidium neglectum
Lineage: Eukaryota; Viridiplantae; Chlorophyta; Chlorophyceae; Sphaeropleales; Selenastraceae
Exons: 4
Coding region: 1-1098 (365 amino acids)
Source: RefSeq, a predicted model, not a curated record